UUAACAUUGGUGGUAUCAACAGGUGGCAAGCGUAGGAGCUCUUGCGGGGCAAAUCAUGUAUUCCGCCAGUUCAUAAAAAGAUGUCUUAAUUUUAUCAAAAUUUAGAUGUAUUUAGACAGAUUUUAGUAUCUAGAUACAUCUAAAUUUAUUCAAAGUUUAGACAUUUAUUUAUGGACGGAAGGACUAGUAUAUGCAGGUGUAUGAUUCUGCAUCCUUGGUCUUAUUAAGGGAUUGAUCAUGACCGUGUCUGACAUGAGAUCGAUCGAAACUGGAGUAGCCGGUCUGAUCUUUCCUUGCCUGGCGGUAUGGCCCUUUAAAUAUGUAGCCCCCGAGGUGGUCGAUAGCCCUCCAUCAAAUCGCAACCAUCGAGAUCGAGCGUUCCAAUCUAUAGGGAAACCUGACCGAGUGUGACCAAGCAGGACCCAUGGCGGCGACGACAGCGGACGCAAGCAAGGUCGUGGACGGCGGCGAGAAGAGCAACGUGGACGAGGAGAGCAAGAUGAUCACGCUGUUCAGCUCGGACGGCGAGCGCUUCGAGGUGACCCGCGAGGCGGCGGCGAUGUCGCAGACCAUCCACCACAUGAUGGAGGACGGCUGCGUCGACGACGAGGGCGUCCAUCUCCCCAACGUGGGAUCCGAGAUCCUCGCCAUGGUCAUCGAGUACUGCAACAGGCACGUGGCCAGCCCCGACGAGAAGGAGGACAUCAGGAGCUUCGACGCCGGCUUCGUGAAUGUGGAGCAUCACACGCUGUUCGACAUCAUCCGCGCCGCCAACUACCUGGACGUCAAGCAGCUUAUGGACCUUUGCUGCCAGACAGUCGCCGACUCGAUCAAGAGCAAGUCGGUCGAGGAGAUUCGCGAGCUGUUCGGCAUCGUGAACGACUUCACGCCCGAGGAGGAGGCGGAGAUCCGCAAGGAGAACCAGUGGGCGUUCGAGUAGACGUCCUGGUUUUUUUUUUUUUUUUUGCGGUUGCUUGAUUAUUAUUUAGACGGCUUUCAUGUUUAAUUAGUUUUUGGUUAUGAUCGUUUAUACUUUGUCGUCUAGAUCGCUGAAAGUAUGUG
This is a messenger RNA of Lolium perenne, 1062 nucleotides long. RefSeq names its product SKP1-like protein 11. The record is from RefSeq and is a predicted model, not a curated record. Gene Ontology annotation, biological process: ubiquitin-dependent protein catabolic process. Lineage: Eukaryota; Viridiplantae; Streptophyta; Magnoliopsida; Poales; Poaceae.